AUGGAAGAUAGGAGAAGAACUCCAUCAAAAUCUUGUAAACUUUCCUUUCAAGUGUACCCUCUUUUGCUUCUUCUUCCAUUGAUCUUCUUGAAAUCUGUAUCUGCAGUACCAUAUAAAAUUCCAAGGCUCACUCCACAUAUAAGAACACUCUUAAGAAACCCUGAUAGUAAUUUAUCUUCUUCUUCUUUACUUUCGAAGGAUUUCAAAACAUAUUCGUACACGCAAAUUCUUGAUCACUUCAACUAUGGACCCCAAAGUUACUCCACCUUCAAACAAAGAUAUGUAAUCAAUUUCAAAUACUGGGGUGGAGGAAAUUCAAGCUUUCCAAUCUUUGCAUAUCUUGGUGCAGAAGCACCAUUGGAUGAAGAUCUACUAAGUGUUGGUUAUCUAACUGCAAAUGCCCCUCGUUUCAAGGCUCUUCAAGUAUACAUAGAGCAUCGGUAUUAUGGAAAAUCAAUCCCAUUUGGAUCAAUGGAAGAAGCCAUGAAAAAUGAGAGCAUUAGAGGAUAUUUCAACUCAGCUCAAGCUAUAGCUGAUUAUGCAGAGGUGCUAUUGCACAUAAAGGAAAAGCUUUCAGCUCAGAAUUCACCCAUUAUUGUGAUUGGAGGAUCAUAUGGAGGAAUGCUGGCUUCAUGGUUUAGGCUCAAAUAUCCACACGUUGCUCUUGGUGCUUUAGCCUCAUCAGCCCCUAUUCUUUACUUUGAUAAUAUAACUCCACAAAAUGGAUAUUACUCAAAAGUAACUGAGGAUUUCGAGGAGGUUAGCAAGAGUUGUUACAAAACUAUUCGAAAAUCAUGGUCAGAAAUUGACGAAGUCGCUUCCAAGCCAAAUGGCCUCUCCAUUCUCAGUAAAAAAUUCAAGACUUGCGGGCAUUUAAACAGUUCUAGUGAGUUAAAGGAUUAUUUGGACUCAAUGUACUCAGUGGCAGCACAAUAUAAUGCGCCACCAGAUUAUCCAGUAACAGUGGUUUGCAGUGGAAUUGAUGGAGCACCCAACGGAACUGAUAUCCUUGGCCGGAUUUUUGCCGGCGUAGUCGCAUUUGAAAGUAAUAGGUCAUGCUAUGAUACAAAUGAAUACAUCUCUCCAAGUGAAACAACCGUGGGAUGGAGAUGGCAAACUUGUAGUGAGAUGGUGAUGCCCAUUGGAAGAGGAAUAAAUGAUACAAUGUUUCCAUCUUCACCUUUCGACUUGCAUCAAUUUAUCGCAAACUGCAAGAACUUAUAUGGUGUCCCACCUCGACCACAUUGGGUUACAACUUAUUUUGGAGGCCAUGAUAUUAAAUUGAUUUUACGACGAUUCGGGAGCAAUAUAAUUUUCUCCAAUGGUUUAAGAGAUCCAUACAGUACUGGAGGGGUUCUUGAGGACAUAUCGAAAAGUGUCAUUGCUAUCACUACUGUUAAUGGGUCUCAUUGUUUGGAUAUACUUCAACCACAGAAGAGUGAUCCUAGCUGGUUAGUCGAGCAAAGGAAAAAAGAGGUUGAAAUUAUUGAUGGAUGGAUGGCAAAGUAUUACGCUGAUCUUUUGGCAUUGAAAAAAAUAAAAUAA
Messenger RNA from Fraxinus pennsylvanica, 1545 nucleotides. Lineage: Eukaryota; Viridiplantae; Streptophyta; Magnoliopsida; Lamiales; Oleaceae. The record is from the annotation of a GenBank genome assembly.